CGCAGACCUGAUUGGUUUCCAGCCAUGGAAGGGAUGAACCCAGAAAUCCAGGGCCAGGGCCAAGUGCCUCUCUGCGAUUUGGGCUUCGGACCCUUGUCAUGUUUCGUGACCAUGAAGCCUUUCUCUUGCGACUACCUGGCACCCAUCAAGACCCGUAUCCCACGCGAUGACGCGGUGCAAAAUGCCGGGACGAACAGUUCGGUGGAGGUCUCGGAGGUCAUUGAAACAAACGACAAUCAGUUGCCAAAAGCUGCUACGUCCAGCAAGCUGGAGACCAAGGUGUCGGGGUUGAAGAAACGGACCUUUCCAUCUCCCAAAGGUAAGAAGUUUCUGGAUGACGCGACCUCACUGCAAAGUUUCAGCAGUGGAGGGAGCAGCCCAAGCUGGUCACGAAAAUGGAAUUCACCAAAGGCGAUGCCUGCAAGAACUUUGGCGGGAUACAAACCAGAUGCCAGCAGAGAAUGGGCCUCAGGGCCUUUGGGGCCUUUGGAGGAGAGGACCAGCAAGGUGUCCAAACAAUCCGACGAAGAAGAUCGGCAACGCUUGCUGGAUGCCUGGUCUUCAGGUCGACUCAUCGAGGCCAAGCGACUGGUUCAGAAAUCGCAGAACAUGAAGCGACGCUUCCAUGAGAUCUUGGAUGAGAACGAUCUGGAAGUCAUCCAUCGGGUUGAUGCCAGCUUCAGCCAUUCACUGGAUGAGUUGGAGCAAAAGGCCGGAACUGGCUGGAUGAAGGACCGAGACGAGGCACAAGAUCUGGAUAUGGCCUUCAGGCUCUCCAAGGACCUGCUACAAGCUGUGGCCAGCACCGUCUGCAUGGGCUGCGACAUCGUUCAAGCCCUCGAUGGCUUGUUGGAAUAUGUCCAGCAACAUGAGCACAAUGAUGAUCUUGAAGUUCAACAGCUCAACAACGAGCUGGAGCAAGACUCGCUUCUUCGCGUCUUCAGAUCCGGGCACGGCCGAACUGAGGAUAACAUCCUUCACUGCAGCUGGCUGGACGCCUUGGACGAACCUUUGGGUGCUCUCUGGCUCUCGAGCUACACCUACAAACAUCGCAAUCCAAAGUUCCGGGGCGUCCGGUUGCCUCCACCCAAGUCAGGUUCCGUCCGCCUCUCCUUUUGGCGGAGCUCCUUUGCCAUCGCUCCCCACAAAGAUUUGAAGCGUGGACAGAAGGCGGUGCGGAUCACUUAUGCGCUGGCUCGGAGACCUUCCUCAGCUGCUUGCAUUUUUCCCAGCAUCAUGCAUCGAGAGGUGGGAAAGAUGCUUACGAGUUUCAAAGAAUUCUUGCGGGAUCGAGCAGUCCAAAAGGAACACGUUUCCAGUUCGUCAAUCUACGACUGCAUUCGCAGGCAUGCAGCAGAGCGUGCUGCAAACCCACAGCGAGAAGUUCAGGAGGUAUCUUUUCAGGAGCUGGCAUCUUUGCUGCCUGAAGAUUGGGCAGAUUACCAUGAUCCCGCUCAUGUCAAUGACUACAACAACCUGAAGGACUUUGAAUAGUUCGAUUGUUUUCGCUUCAGCUCCGGUGUACAAAACAGCAUAGAAUAACUCCAAAAACUGGAGUGUCGAUUGCGGACAUUUGGAGCAAAACA
This is a messenger RNA of Cladocopium goreaui, 1586 nucleotides long. The record is from the annotation of a GenBank genome assembly. NCBI's taxonomy places the organism in Eukaryota, Dinophyceae, Suessiales, Symbiodiniaceae.